Molecule: messenger RNA, 1866 nt
Organism: Aptenodytes forsteri (emperor penguin)
Lineage: Eukaryota; Metazoa; Chordata; Aves; Sphenisciformes; Spheniscidae
Gene: F13B
Product: coagulation factor XIII B chain
Exons: 11
Coding region: 1-1866 (621 amino acids)
Source: RefSeq, a predicted model, not a curated record
AUGAAGAUGCGAUUUAAAAGCUGUUUUUUCUUCCUAGUUAUGAUGUAUUCCGGCAAACUCUUUGCAGAAGAUAAACCUUGUGAUUUGCCACACAUAGAAAAUGGAAAGAUUGCCCAGUACUAUUAUAAUUUCAAAAGUUACUAUUUCCCUAUGCAUAAGGCAAAAAAACUUUCCUAUUCUUGUAUGGUUGGUUAUACAACUGAAACUGGGAAUCAAGAUGGAAGAAUGACUUGUACAGCAAAAGGAUGGUCUCCAGUGCCACAAUGCUACAAAAAAUGUAACAAACCUCUUCUGGAAAAUGGCUGCUUUUAUGGUACAGAAAUGUACUUCAAAAUACACGAGAAACUGCAAUACAAAUGUAAUCCAGGCUACCACACUCCAAGCGGUGGUACUGAAGAUACAGUACAAUGUUGGCCAGAAGGAUGGUCCUCCCAGCCAAGCUGUACUAAAAAAUUUGAGUUGUGUCAAGUACCCAAUUUACAUCAUGGCAGCUACUUCACAGCACAACAAGAGCUUCAGUUGAAUGAAACACUGCUAUACAAAUGUGAUGAGGGAUAUCGUACCGCAGGAGGAAACACUACAGAAGAAGCAAUGUGUCUAACACAUGGGUGGUCCCUUACUCCAAACUGCACUAAAAUAACUUGCUCCUCUUUGAGUGCAAUAGCACAUGGAGGUUUCUAUCCUGUGAAGAAAAUCUAUGAAGAGGGAGAUGUAGUUCACUUUUUCUGUGAGGAAAAUUACUCCAUCAGUGAAUUUGACCUAAUUCAAUGUUAUUAUUUUGGAUGGCAUCCAGACCCUCCAGUGUGUGAAGAUGUAAAAAAUAAAUGUCCUCCACCACCACUUCCUCCUCAUACCCAUAUCAUCACAGUUAGAAGAACAUAUCAUAAUGGAGACAAAGUUCAUAUACAGUGUCAAAAUACCUUUGAAAUAAGAGGAUCUGAGGAAAUCCAAUGUGAAAAAGGAAAAUGGACAUCACCCCCUAUUUGUAUUGGAACUAUGAAUAAAUGGGAAUCUGAGACACUACCGUCGCUCGAGACAGAUGCAGCAGUAAGGGCAAGCAAAACAUAUCGCAAUGAAGGUAUGAAAAUGCAACAAAACUGUACCUCUCCACCUGUGAUUGAAAAUGGUGUUGUUCUUGGUCCAUUAUUGACAAGUUACAAAAAUGGUUCCUCAGUAGAAUAUGGUUGUCAGCGUUACCAUUUUUUGGAUGGACCUAGUACUGUUUACUGCGAACAAGGAAACUGGACAGAACAACCAACUUGCUUAGAACCAUGCAUUCUUAAUGUAACUAAUAUGAACAGCAACAACAUAGAAUUGAAAUGGAGACAGGAAGAAUUAAUUUUUCUACAUGGUGAUCUCAUAGAAUUUGAAUGUAAACAGGGAUACAAUUUUCUCCAGACUACCAUUUUAUCUCCUGGGAGGACACAGUGUAACCACGGCAGACUGAAAUAUCCGAAAUGCAUUAUGCAAGCCUCUACAGAAAAAUGUGACUCUCCACCUUCUAUUGCAAAUGGAGCUCUUACCCUCCCACCCCUGACUCAGUAUGACAGUGGUUCUUCAGUUCAGUAUAGUUGCUCUGACUAUCACUUUUUGCAAGGAUCUGAGAGAAUCUACUGUUCUGAAGGACAGUGGACUUCACCACCAGUUUGUAUAGAGCCAUGUAUUUUGUCAAAAAAUGAAAUGGAGAAAAAUAAUGUGCUGCUGCAAGUGUUCUAUGAGAAUCAAGUUUACUUUUACCAUGGGGAUUAUGUUGGAUUUUACUGUAAACAGAACCAUUCUGGAGCAGAAUCUGGUACAACUUUAUUUCAAGUGCAGUGUAAGAGAGGACAGCUGAUGUAUCCAAGAUGUGUUGAAAGAGGAAAAUAA